This is a messenger RNA of Teleopsis dalmanni, 1463 nucleotides long. Its product is annotated as transcription initiation factor TFIID subunit 12. The record is from RefSeq and is a predicted model, not a curated record. Gene Ontology annotation, biological process: regulation of DNA-templated transcription. Gene Ontology annotation, cellular component: nucleus. The transcript has a single exon. Bases 1 to 1380 code for a protein of 459 amino acids. NCBI's taxonomy places the organism in Eukaryota, Metazoa, Arthropoda, Insecta, Diptera, Diopsidae.
AUGAACAUGAUCAUGGAUAAUUCCCAUCAUCAACAUCAGCACACUAUUCCACUUGUGCAAAACUCACCAACGCGUGCUAACUUACAUGUAUCAACAACACCACCCACACCGCUUAGCCCUGCACAUAAUAACAACAAUGAUACAGCAAUAUCACCGCACACAUCACCCGUCGGCAAAACAACUCUAAAACGUUCUUUUGAUGUAGCCUUUCUGAUGAUGCCUGAUGAACGCAUCAAACAAAAGCAAGCUGAGAAACAGGCACGUCUUUCAGAAAUCAUUCUUGAACGCCAUCAGUAUCCAACAGACUUGUCUCCGCGUAGUCAACAGCUAUUACAGCAGCAACAACAACUACAUCACUUACAUGAACAAAAUGAGAUAGUCAAUUUUCAAGAAGCACGUCGUUAUGCACAGAUAACUUUACGCUCCCCACGCAUCUAUGACGAUCCCACCGUUGUUAUACCAACCGUAAAUAGCACAACUCCUGAGCCCGAAGCUCUACCAAUGAAAAGCGCCUUUACUAAAGUUGCAUCUACACGCUUGGAGUCACCAAUACAACCUGCACCACCAUUAAGUCCCGAUCAAUUAAGUUGUCCAUCAAUGAGUCCGCCAAUGUCAACAACUCCACCGCGAACUAAUAGUGACAACGGAAGACUUUCUAAUGGCAGCGCUAACUCUAUAUCACCAUGUCUCAAUCCGAAUAUUGUCUAUCAAAAUUUUCGGGCAGAUUACCAAUUCAAUGGACCGUUUCAGUCAGUGAACCAAGUACAAGCUCUGCAAGCACAACGCCUGAAGCAGCAAUUUUUGUACCGCCCACCAAUGAAUGUAACCAGUGCACCUAAUUCCAACACCAUUUCAAUGUCGGGUGGUCCAGUAAAUGCACCAUCGCCACCAGAUUUUUUGCCCGGUUACGCUGCCUUUCCAUUUCCACCCACCGCUGCAACUCAUCCAUUCGCUGCUGUUGCACCACCAGAGCUGCCUCGCAUCGUACAAAACCCUGCUGCUGCUGCUAUAUUAUCCACAUUGAUACCACCAACAUUGGCAUCCACAUUCACACUAACUGCACAAAAUGUCUGCGCCAAAUGCAACAUCAGCUUCCGCAUGACCAGCGAUCUCGUCUACCACAUGCGCUCGCAUCACAAAAGUGAGGUAGCGACUGAUCCGAAUAGACGCAAACGCGAGGAAAAACUCAAGUGUCCUGUUUGUCAAGAAAGUUUUCGCGAACGUCAUCAUCUCACGCGACACAUGACAGCCCAUCAAGACAAAGAAAGCGAUCAAAAUCCUAUAGCGAACGGUACUCACAAUAACAACAAUGAACUUUUGAAUAUGAACUCCAAUAAUGGCCGCCAUCACAUGUCACGCAUAUCGAGCGCAUCCAAAUGAUCGAAGCAUUUCUUCGGAUAUUAUUAAAAAGAUAUCUGAAAUCGGUGCAUAUUAUUCUAGUUGUUUUGGACAAAGUAGGGGCA